UGAGAGUCGUACCGUGAGAGUGAUCUGACAGCGAUUCAAGCUAGCAAAGAGACAGAGAUAACUAUGGAGAAGAGAGUGGAGAAGAUCGGUGAUGACCCGCCUCAUCAGGAGACCCUGGCUGGGGGGGGGGACUCAUCCUCGUCGACAGGGGAAGACCACCUGGGACAGAUGGUGAGGACAUGGUUGGAGACGAUGCUGUCAACCCUCCACCCAGGCCACACCUCCACCACACGCGUGGAGGUUCUCCAACCAGGAGACCUGGAGACACUGGGUGGGGUCGAGGACAAACCAGCGUCCUCCCCCUAUCCGGACCCCUCAGACUGCUCCUCGCCGCAAGGGGAAGACCACCUGAAACAGAUGGUCUUGGAGUCUCAGGAGGAUUCUGAGUCGGUCGUUAUAUCAGAUAGCCCUGCACCCAGGCCACAAAGCCCUGAAGCCAGGCCACAAAGCCCUGAAGCCAGGCCACAAAGCCCUGAACCCAGGCCACAAAGCCCUGAAGCCAGGCCACAAAGCCCUGAAUCCAGGCCACAAAGUCCUGAAGCCAGGCCCCAACGCCCUGAACCCAGGCCACAAAGCCCUGAAGCCAGGCCCCAUCGCCCUGAAGCCAGGCCACAAAGCCCUGAAGCCAGGCCACAAAGCCCUGAACCCAGGCCACAAAGCCCUGAAGCCAGGCCCCAAAGCCCUGAACCUGGACACCAACCCCAAGACAGGCGCGAAGGCUCAAGCCCUUUUGAGGCCUGGCUGCCUCCGAUCCCAGACAGGCCUCCAAAAAAGCUCCUGUCCCGAGUCAUGGCCACCAUACAGGUCGCGAUGAGGAGCAUCCGAAAGCACAAGGUCGGGGUCAUCGUGGCCGAUGCCCCCCUGAGCGACGGAGAAGGGGAUGGGAAGACGGAGGCAGAAGGGGCCCGCCCCGCCCCGGAGGCCGAGGGGAAGGGCCUCAGGCCAACGCUCAAUAUGUGGCUGAACGUUAGGCUGAAGGGGCGCCUGACAAGAGUGGCUGCCCUGUUCCGGUGCGGGUCAAAUGUAUUGUAAAUAAAAUGUACAGAAAAAGUAUGGAUGUCAAACAUCUGAUGGGACCCGACCAUGGCCACAUCGAUGGGACUACACACUGGAGUGAAACCCCAGCUUUGUCUGAGCCAAGGUGAAUUAGACAAAGUAUGUCAAACAUCUGAUGGGACCCAACCAAGUCCUCAUCAAUGUGACAUCACACUGAGGUGUGUAGUACUUUGUUUGAUUUCACCUUGGCUGGGACGGAGCUGGAGUUUAAUUCCGGUGUGACGUCACAUCAAUGUGGACUUGGUCGGAUCCCAUAGACGUUUGAUGUGCAUACUUUGUCUGAGCCCAGGUGAAUUUAACCAAAGCAUGUAUGUUAAACAUCUGAUGGGACCCGACCAUGUCCACAUCGAUGUGACAUCACGCAGGAGGGAAACCCCAGCUUUGUCCGAGCCCAGGGGAAUUUAAACAAAGUAGUUUAACAUCUGAUGGGACCCAACCAAGUCCUCAUCGGUGUUAUCACACUGAGGUGUGUAAUGCUUUGUUUAAAUUCACCUGCACUGGGACCAAGCUGUGGUUUCACUCCAGUGUGAUGUCCCAUCGACGUGGACUUGGUUAGGUCCAAUAAGAUGUUUGACAUACAUACUUUGUUUCAAUUCACCUGGGCCAAACGCCCAAUUCAUGGGAACCAGCACAGAUUCAAAUAAAAAUAUGUUGCAGCA
Gadus morhua (Atlantic cod) is the source of this 1715-nucleotide messenger RNA. RefSeq names its product zinc finger protein 768-like. The coding region runs from base 64 to 1032 and encodes 322 amino acids. NCBI's taxonomy places the organism in Eukaryota, Metazoa, Chordata, Actinopteri, Gadiformes, Gadidae. The transcript is spliced from 5 exons. The record is from RefSeq and is a predicted model, not a curated record.